AUGGCGAUUGGCCUGGCAGCUCUGGGUCUCCUCGCUUUCCUGCUCGGCUUCUCGGGAUCCUUUGCCGAAACUCAAAACUCGGAGCGAGCCGCCAAGUGCUCCCUGACCGGCAGCUGGAAGAAUGACCUCACCUCCACCAUGGAGAUCAACAGCGUCAGUAACACGGGGGUGUUCAGCGGCGUCUACAAAACGGCAGUCUCGGACUCUGGCCUGCUCAUCCGGCCAUCCCCGCUUGUGGGUGUCCAGCACCUGGGGGACCUGCCCGUCUUUGGCUUCACCGUCAACUGGAGCUUCGAUGGCUCCACCGCAGUCUUUGCGGGCCAGUGUCUGGUGGACGAGAACGGAAAGGAGCUGCUGAAGACAACCUGGCUGUUGCGUGCAAAGAUGGGAUCCACAGCAGAGGAUUGGGGGGCGACCCGCGUUGGCACAGACACCUUCUACCGCAUCAAAUGA
Molecule: messenger RNA, 453 nt
Organism: Protobothrops mucrosquamatus (brown spotted pit viper)
Lineage: Eukaryota; Metazoa; Chordata; Lepidosauria; Squamata; Viperidae
Product: avidin-related protein 4/5-like
Exons: 4
Coding region: 1-453 (150 amino acids)
Molecular function (GO): biotin binding
Source: RefSeq, a predicted model, not a curated record